Siniperca chuatsi (mandarin fish) is the source of this 2097-nucleotide messenger RNA. RefSeq names its product solute carrier family 24 member 5 (gene slc24a5). The transcript has 9 exons. The coding region runs from base 134 to 1684 and encodes 516 amino acids. Gene Ontology annotation, cellular component: membrane. Gene Ontology annotation, molecular function: calcium channel activity; calcium, potassium:sodium antiporter activity. Gene Ontology annotation, biological process: intracellular calcium ion homeostasis; melanocyte differentiation; calcium ion transmembrane transport. The record is from RefSeq and is a predicted model, not a curated record. NCBI's taxonomy places the organism in Eukaryota, Metazoa, Chordata, Actinopteri, Centrarchiformes, Sinipercidae.
UUGUAGUCGUAAUGUAGUGUUAGAUGCAGCGCUUACAAUCAGCUUUAGCCCACAUUUAAUCUUUACAAGCUUGUUAGAGUAAAGAGACAUAUGACUCCUUGGAAUAAUUGCUAAUUUCACUUUAUUGACUCAAAUGACCAUGAAUAAGGCUGCAGCUCUGCAGAAAAAGAAGAGAAAAGAUUUUAUACCUUACUUUCUAGGAUUUGUAAUAUUUUUGUAUUGCACGGUCCAUCUUGUAUCAUUUACAGCAAAAACAGCUCAGGGAACCCACUCUGCCAGGGUGCGUCGGGCUCUCGAGAAUGAGACAGAAUGCAUCUCACCACAGUCUUCCGAGUUUCCUGAGGGCUUCUUCACGGUGCAGGAGAGGAAGGACGGAGGCCUCGUCAUUUAUUUUAUGCUUAUUUUCUACAUGCUUUUGGCUGUCGCAAUAGUCUGCGACGAUUACUUUCUGCCAUCCUUAGAAGUGAUCAGUGAACGUCUGGGACUAUCUCAGGAUGUCGCAGGAGCCACAUUUAUGGCAGCUGGGAGUUCUGCACCUGAACUGGUCACAGCCUUUCUGGGUGUGUUUGUGACAAAGGGAGACAUUGGGGUCAGCACCAUCGUGGGAUCGGCAGUGUACAACCUGCUAGGAAUCUGCGCUGCAUGUGGACUCUUGGCCUCUAUGGCAGGGCGACUCACCUGUUGGCCACUGUUCAGGGACUGCCUGGCAUAUGGCAUCAGUGUUGCUGCUGUUAUUGCCAUCAUUUCUGAUAACAAGGUGUACUGGUAUGACGCUGCCUGUCUGCUGCUGGUCUAUGGCGUCUACAUCGUGGUUCUGUGCUUUGACCUUCGCAUCAGUGAGUUUGUCCUGAGGAAGCUGAGCCCUUGCUGCACCUGUCUGGGUAAAGGAUCUGAUGAGAAGACUGAUACACAGCCUCUGAUGGGGUGGAACGAUGACACCCGUCUGCGAGUCCACAGUCGCUCCAGAACAGACAGUGGGAUCUUCCAGGACGACUCAGGAUACUCUCACCUGUCCCUCAGCCUGCAUGGCCUCAAUGAGAUUCCUGAAGCAGAGCAUAAAAGUGUGUUUUCCGUGCCAGAGAGCGACCUGAAACGGAUCCUCUGGGUUCUGUCUCUGCCCAUCAUCACUCUGCUUUUCCUGACCAUCCCUGACUGCAGGAGAAGGUUCUGGAAGCACUGGUUCAUGAUAACCUUCCUCAUGUCAGCCGUCUGGAUCUCAGGUUUCACAUACAUGAUGGUGUGGAUGGUCACUGUUGUCGGUGAGACUCUUGGCAUCCCUGACACAGUUAUGGGCCUCACUCUGCUUGCUGCUGGAACCAGUAUACCUGACACCGUGGCCAGUGUGAUGGUGGCCAGAGAAGGGAAAGCUGACAUGGCCAUGUCCAACAUUGUGGGCUCUAAUGUUUUCGACAUGCUGUGCCUGGGCCUGCCUUGGUUCAUCAAGACUGCCUUUGUGGACACCAACAACCCUGUAGAGGUCAACAGCACUGGACUGGUCUUCAUUUCCUCCACACUGCUCCUUUCCAUCAUCUUCCUUUUUGUAGCCGUUCAUAUUAACGGAUGGAAGUUGGAUUGGAAGUUGGGAAUCGUUUCUCUUCUCUGCUACAUCCUCUUUGCCACUCUGUCCAUCUUGUAUGAGCUGGGGAUUAUUGGGAAUAAUCCUAUAAGACUGUGCAGUGACUGAAAUCUGACCUCCCCAGGACUGAAGCCAUAUUCUCAAGACUAACAAAAGUCCAAAACCACAAAAUUUUAAGCCUAUAAUAAAUCUUCAAAUGUCAAGAAAAUGAAGCACUCCUACUCAUAUACUUUUAAAGAUUUUGCACCAUGUGCUGGUCACAUCUCAUGAAGAGGAUGAUCUCUAUUACUAACAUUUCAGUAAAGGUGGAAAUGUACUAAAGAUCAUUCUUUUGUGUGUGCAUGUCAGAUCCAUAAGACCAGGCUUAUCAUACAAUGAAGACCCAUUAUGAAGUUCUGAGAUGUCUUCUGUCUUACUCAAGGCCCAUGAACGGAAAAUGUGCUGUCACAGGAAUGACUGCUGAGUUAAAAAAAAAAUCCAGAACUGACAAGUCAGUCUAGUAAUAAAAGGUGUCAACUUAA